AUGUCCAAUCAUGCCAGCGUGGGCUUUGUGAUCUCGAUCCUGGAGCACCCUGAAAAAAUUGAUAAAACGUCUAUUCCUGACAGCUUAUCACAGACCUGCCGAGGUUGGAAUGAUUUUAGCAAUACAAACUUUGUGGAUGAGAUUGAUUCUGGGUUAUGA
Aspergillus niger is the source of this 159-nucleotide messenger RNA. RefSeq lists its product as uncharacterized. The coding region runs from base 1 to 159 and encodes 52 amino acids. The transcript has 2 exons. The record is from RefSeq and is a predicted model, not a curated record. Lineage: Eukaryota; Fungi; Ascomycota; Eurotiomycetes; Eurotiales; Aspergillaceae.